CAGCGCACAAAGCAGAGCGCUCAUACAGAAGAAGUGAGAGUAGAAGCAGAGGAAGAGGCUUGUGGAAAAAGGAACAAAAUAAAGAAAUAAAAGGAAACUCAACAGCCUCGCCGAUGAUCCCCGCCAUCUUUAAGAACAUAUUUUGAGAGAGAGAGAGAGAAAAGUAAAUUCGUCAGCAUGAUGAAAUUGUGGUGUUGCCUCUGCUUCUUCGUUCUAGCAAUUUCUUCUCUUUCCAGAGGAGAAAAUAGUACUACUUCUGAAACUCCUAAAGUGGGAAAUACAGAUCCCUCUGCCGCUUUACAUGAGACGCCACCUCCACAUCCGGCGGAUGAAACUCAGAGUGAAGCUCUUCUUUCCACGUCGCCCUCCCCUUCUCUUCAGAAUCUUACAUCAUCAGAUGUAACAGAUCUGCUGCCAAAUGCCACUACGACUCAAGAAGAGGGUGUUAUUCCUUAUGAUGAUGGUAAUGACACUGACACAAAGAAGAACGUCAGUGGCAGCCCUGCAGUACAGUCGACAACCACAGUUGCCGGGAAGGACGAUGAAAAUGGUGUUAAGAUGACUCCGUCUAUGGCAAUGACCAUUAUCACAACAGACCCAGAUGACAUUGAAAGCAAGGGUCAUUCAUCCUGGGCUUAUGUGAUCCUGGUAUUUAUUAUCCUGGUGAUCAUUGUUCUGAUCAUUAUUCUCUACAUGCUCAGGAAAGUCUCCAGGUCGUACUCGUUUGACCUCCAGCGUCCGGUUCACAGCAACCAUCACGAUGAACCCACCGGAACCUUUGAGCCCGUCUACCUGGAUGACCUGGAUCGACCAACCCCUAAAGACCAAGUGACCACCGAUGACCUUUCACCUCCUCCAGUAGCCAAUGGCACAACUCUACAGUCAGAGGAAAAGGGCUCCAAUGGAGACAAUGCUACACAGGAACAGCCAGACGCAAAUGGUCCUGAGACUACAGUCACCAUUGACACCAGUCCCUCACCGGGUGACGAGUUAGCUGACAAGACAUCCAGCCCUUUGAGCGACACCGACCUGUUCUUCGACGCUAUUGGGGAGGAGCAGCAGAACGAAAACAACAACAACCCAUCGGUUUGCUCCAGUGACCCGUUUGUGGAAAUCAACCUUGAUGACCCAGCGUGGUGCGAUCAGUUCCUCACCUCUCCUGAAGCUCCUUCUUCAGUCCUCCCCUUCUCUCCUUUCUCCUUCUCCUCCUCCUCCUCUUCUUCUUAACACCUUCACCGGUGACCCCUCAGCUCAACAUGGAGGCAACAACAACUGUCUUUAAAAUAUCUACAAAGAUUUAGAUCUUUUUAUUCCCAUUCUGCUCACAGCUGGCGGGGAUUACUCUGUAGAUAUCAGUAUACAAGUCUCAACCAACAUGCUGUAAAUUUGUUGUGGUGCAUUCAGACUGCAGCAACAAAACACAUUGACAGUAUAUCCGUAGUUUAAACAAUAAUCAGUUUAGUUCAUCUGAACUAACUGUUAGCUAACUAUUCAGUAGUGUCUUCAAAUUGAAUGAGCAGCCUGCAACUUUUGAUGGAGCUAUAUUAUCAGCACUGUUUCUCAAACUACAAAAAUAUUUUGCAAGCAAGAUAUUAAAUUGAUCUGUAUGUCUGUGGUCUGACAAAAUAAUGUUUUAACUGCACAAUUAUAGAGCCACAGUAACUGUAAAUAUGUUAUCUAGUAUAGAAGAUGGGCGAGCGAGUUCAGUAGUCUUCAAAUUCUGUAAAAAAAUAUACAUUUUAAAUCAGAAUUAUUUUUUUCUUUGUAUUAUACUAGACACUGAAAUGCUUUUAGGACAUUUGCAUGAUUUUCAGUAUUUGUUUUCACUGACACUUUUUUUAUGAAUAGAUUUUUUGUAGAAAAUAAUGAAAGAGAAAUAAAUAAAAAAUAUUUUUCA
Molecule: messenger RNA, 1897 nt
Organism: Dicentrarchus labrax (European seabass)
Lineage: Eukaryota; Metazoa; Chordata; Actinopteri; Moronidae
Exons: 10
Coding region: 178-1227 (349 amino acids)
Source: RefSeq, a predicted model, not a curated record